Rotaria sp. Silwood2 is the source of this 2523-nucleotide messenger RNA. NCBI's taxonomy places the organism in Eukaryota, Metazoa, Rotifera, Eurotatoria, Philodinida, Philodinidae. The record is from the annotation of a GenBank genome assembly.
AUGGCGAAUAAUCGAACACCAGUUCAUCCGAUUCCUGCUGAUUUUGCAGCAAUUCUUCAUUCAAACUUUCAACAAUUAAAUUGUCUUCCACCUUUUGAUAUCGAUUUUCUUGAUAAAGAUCAAGAUUGGUAUUUAUUGUGCUUCUUAAGGGAGCAACAAAGAAAUGGUCAUUCAUUUGAAGUUACUUUUGCGGCAUUAAAUUCUAUUGUCGGCGCUUUAUCCGAACAAUCAUAUUUUUAUGAUACUUUUAAUAAUAAUAUGGUUUUUUUAAAUCAAAACCAUCAUUUACUUGGAGAAAGUGCAUCAAAUAAAAGUUCCAUAUGCCAAGAAGUUUCAUCAGCUUUACAAAGUGUCAUUGAAUCAUUUCCCAAUCGAUAUUCAUCUCCAAAAGCAAUUUCGAAUAAUGAAAAUUAUGACGAUAUUCAUAUAAACAAAAAUAAAAACAAAUCAUAUGCACAAGAAUACUCAUUAGUGGUAUCAAAUAUCACUGAAGUCGGCUUAAUCAACAACUUAUCUAAAAUCAAUACUACUCUAUUACACUCCGAUGGAGAUGUAGCUUUAAAUAAGUUUGGUUAUUAUGAUCAAGGUAAAAAUGAAACAGCAGCUGGAGUAAGUUUGUUCUGUGACGCCUCCGAUGGUAUCCGUGGAGGAUUUAUCCGAGCGACAGGAAUAUCACAAAUAAUAAUCAAUCGACCAGUAGCACUUUUAAACAUCUUCAUUGCCAGUACUGGUACUAAAAUGGCUAAUAUGCUUCAACGUUUUUAUGAAUUUCGAAUACAAGAUGGUGUUUUUGGUCGAGUCUUUUUUACAUGGUGUUCCAGUAUUAGUGAAUUACCAAUGACGAAACCUAAAUGUUACACAAACGUUGCUUCAUUUUCUCAUUUUGCAAAUUCAGUUGCACAUUUAUUUAUUAAUCAAUUUCAAUUUCGUUAUUCAGCACAUGAAUCUGAUUUUUUGAAUACCAAUACGGAACAUUUUGAAGAUGAAGAACGUUUAAUGCAAGAACGAGAAAAACAAAACGUCACAACACCAGCUACAUAUGGUGUUACUUUGAACAACAAUGAUAUUCGUACAUGUAAUAUUGAUGGUGAUCAAGAUGAUAAUGAUGAACAAACUUCUUCAUUCAAACUUUUAAAAACAUUAGUUGCUGAUUGGUGGAAAUCAUCCAAUUCAGCUGAAUAUCAUUUAAAAUCGAUUCGUCGUAAAGUGAAUAGUAUGUUACCAAAAUGUAUUUGGUCAAUGAAAAUCAUUCGUAUUAUUUUUCGGUUAAUGAGUAAUAAUUUGAGGUAUAUCGAUCAGAAACAAGGUGAUCGAUCAACAUCCAAUUCGGCUUCUAUUGAUUUAUCAUUUCAACAAGCGAUAGAAACAUCCAUUAAAAAUUAUUUAUUAGCUGAAUGUCACAAAAUUCAAGAAACCAAAUGGAUAAUAUGGUCAAAUAAAAAUGAUAUUAUUAUUGGUUACAAUUGGUAUUUGAGAAAAAUGUUGGUCGUUGAAGCUCUUCUUACACUUAAAUCAUUACCUGAUAUUGUAGCUCAAAGAAUAGGAACAAAACCAAUUGAAAAAAGUCAAGAAGAAAUCAGAUUGGAAAAGGCAAUGAUCAAGGUUAUGAAUUUUUCGGUUGUUUUUUUUACACGACAAUAUUUAACAAAUAAUAAACAAGGUGCAGGAUCUGGUCAAUUUUCUCAUUCAUAUGAUUUAAAACCAGACCAAAUUCUUUCUCCUUUAAUUGAGAAUGGAUUACUUAUUGGUGGAAACUUUAUUAAAAAUGGUCGUCAUAGAAAAGAUAAUUCACAAUAUUCAUCAUACUGCAAACAAUUGCCAUCAGUGAUUCAAAACAAUCCAAGAAUAAAACAAGCUUUUGAAAGUUUGGGUUUAAAUAUGUCACAUUAUGAAACAACAUUUGAACAUCAACGUUUACCACUUGGUAUGGAGUUUACUAAUGAAGCUAUUGAUUUUAUGAAAAAUAAUGAUGGAUUUGUACAAUAUUAUCAUAAUUAUUAUAAAGAAGACCAUCAUUUUCAAUCAUUCCGAGAAAUGGUAAACGAACGUAUUCAUCUUGGUGAAAUUAUACGAAAUGAAGAUCGACAACUUCAAACAAUUGGCGAAGCAGAAGCUACUGUACCCUCUCAACCAGAUAAUUCAGUUAAUACUGAAAAUGCAACAGAACAUGAACAUCACAUUCUAAUGUUGUCAAACUUAACUGAAGAUAUUACUGGUUCAAAUAAACAAUCAUCAUCAUCACCACCACAUGAACUUUCACGUUCUCUGCGUGGUAACACGACAUUUACAUCAUCAUUGAAAACUUCCAAUAAAGAUCAAUUUGCUACCAAUUUUGAAGGUAGUCUUGGUGAUCAACAAUUUGAUUCAAAUAUGAUAGUAGAUGAGCCAAGAGAAGAUACAGUCGUUGGCAAUCGGAUGUCUAGUGAUGAACAAAAUUCAAUACAUGAAACAACAUUUUCACCUACUAGUGUAUUAAAGAAUCUCACAAAUAGCAUCACGACAUCUUCAACAGGUGCUAUAUAA